Molecule: messenger RNA, 809 nt
Organism: Physcomitrium patens
Lineage: Eukaryota; Viridiplantae; Streptophyta; Bryopsida; Funariales; Funariaceae
Source: RefSeq, a predicted model, not a curated record
ACCCUCUCCAAGCUCAACCUCACCUUGUACUGUUCUGUGACAUUGGUUUCCACAGGCCUCGUGUCUGGGAGUUUCAUGAACAGAAGUAUAGGGUUUCUUAAAUAGACUACUCAUGUCUCUCAAACUAUUGUUUCACUAGUGGGUUUUAUCACCAUGACUAUCGUUUCAGCUCGAAUGUUUGUAUGGGCAUGUACACUAUUUGCUGGGUAUCCUCUACUCUUAAAGAACUGGCGCUGCUCUGCAGAAGAGAGUAAAAUAGAAGUUACAGAUAAUGAAUUGCGGAAUCAAUCCAACUCUCGAAAGAGUUCUGCAGACUAUGAUGUUGCGGUGGCAUGUGAGAAUUUUGAGAGAUCUUCCCUCUCCUGCUUCCCUCUCUUGCUUCCCUUGCGGGAUUCAUGUUAGUACUAUUGAAUUUGAAAAGGACGACGGGCACAACUAUCAUGCUGAGUAUGCAGCUACAGCUUCAAGCCUGAGGGGACGGAAUUAUGGCAUUCCCGGCACUGAUGAUUGCAGGUUCUCAUUUUUGUUGCUUUUAAUAUUAUCUUUUCUUGGAUCUUUUGCUUUGCAUUUUGAUGAAGGCACUUGGGCUGUUGAUUGGGUGUUUGCUGUUCUUCAUUUAUUGAAAUCAGUAGCUGCUUUGAGGAUUUGUCAUGCAUGUCCUCUGAAUUUACGCAACUUGUGCUGAUUCCGACAUCCUCUUCACAGAAGAUCACUGCCACAUUUACUUAGAUAUUAUAGUGAGCUCACACGAUCAGAAUUGCAGUAUUGUCGGGGUGGUCUAAUUCGUGAUGAGUAUCAUGUUGGUUGUA